AUAUAAAUAAGCAGCUUGCACCCAAUUUUUUUUCUUUUUCUUUUCUUCCCUCUCUUGGUCUGCUAUAAAUCUCCCUUGUUCUCUCCUCUUCUCCCAUUUCCCGGUGACUUUCGUCGGAGAGAUUAAAUUUACUCGCCGCUCCGACGACUUUUUCUGUUUAUUAUCGCCGUUUUCGUCGGAGAUAUUGGUCUACUCAAUAUAUCAAUUAAAGCCGAGAUGGAGUCACUUGGACUAAGAACUGUUGGUUCACACUGUUCUUUAUCGGAGAUGGACGAUCUUGAUCUGACUCGAGCCUUAGACAAACCGAGGUUGAAGAUCGAGAGGAAGAGAUCGUUCGAUGAGAGGUCAAUGAGUGAACUAUCUACUGGUUACGGUAUGCACGAUUCUCCAAGAGGCAGGUCGGUUCUCGACACGCCUCUCUCUUGUGCAAGAAACUCCUUUGAGCCUCAUCCUAUGAUGGCUGAAGCUUGGGAAGCUCUAAGGAGAUCAAUGGUCUUCUUCCGUGGUCAUCCUGUUGGUACUCUCGCAGCUGUCGAUAAUACUACCGAUGAGGUCUUAAACUACGACCAGGUGUUUGUGCGAGACUUUGUACCGAGUGCACUAGCGUUUCUGAUGAAUGGAGAGUCGGACAUAGUGAAACACUUCUUGCUGAAGACACUUCAGCUUCAAGGUUCAGAGAAGCGUGUGGACCGGUUCAAGCUAGGAGAAGGUGUGAUGCCUGCGAGCUUCAAGGUGCGUCACGAUCCUAACCGUGGAAUGGACCAUCUCGUUGCGGAUUUCGGUGAAACCGCCAUUGGUCGAGUGGCACCUGUAGAUUCAGGGUUCUGGUGGAUCAUCCUUCUCCGUGCUUACACAAAAUCCACCGGAGAUUUGACCCUCUCGGAGACACCAGAGUGUCAAAAGGGAAUGAAACUGAUCUUGUCUUUGUGCUUAGCUGAAGGGUUCGACACGUUCCCGACGCUUCUUUGUGCUGAUGGAUGUUCCAUGAUUGAUCGGAGAAUGGGUGUUUAUGGGUAUCCAAUAGAGAUCCAAGCUCUGUUCUACAUGGCUUUGAGAUGUGCCUUGUCGAUGCUUAAGCCUGACGGAGAUGGCAGAGAGACGGAGGAAUACUCUCACACGGCGGUGAACAAGUUCAACGUGAUGCCGGAUUCUAUACCGGACUGGGUUUUCGACUUCAUGCCUCUCCGUGGAGGCUACUUUGUGGGCAAUGUAGGACCUGCCCAUAUGGAUUUCAGGUGGUUUGCACUCGGAAAUUGCGUCUCCAUACUCUCUUCUUUGGCUACUCCGGAUCAAUCCAUGGCUAUUAUGGACCUUCUUGAGCACCGGUGGGAUGAGCUUGUAGGCGAGAUGCCUCUCAAGAUUUGUUAUCCUUGCCUCGAGGGACAUGAGUGGCGCAUCGUCACUGGCUGUGACCCCAAGAACACACGGUGGAGCUAUCACAACGGUGGAUCUUGGCCAGUUCUGCUGUGGCAGCUAACAGCAGCGUGCAUCAAGACAGGAAGACCGCAGAUUGCAAGACGCGCGGUUGACCUCAUAGAAUCGCGUCUUCACAGAGACUGUUGGCCAGAGUAUUACGACGGUAAGCUCGGGCGGUAUGUCGGAAAACAGGCUAGGAAAUACCAGACCUGGUCUAUAGCUGGUUACUUAGUGGCUAAAAUGUUGCUAGAAGAUCCUUCACACAUCGGUAUGAUUUCUCUCGAAGAAGACAAACUCAUGAAACCUGUCAUCAAGCGAUCUGCGUCUUGGCCGCAACUUUAAAAAACCGAUACUCGGUUUUUGUUCUGUUCUGUAUUUGCCACGGUAUAAUUUUUUUGUUUUCACUUUGUUUGGUUGUUUGUAUGAUAAUGUUAUUGAAAACUUGUGCGGAAGAAGGGGACAUAGACUAUAUUGAUUGCUUCUUUCUUGCUUUGCAAGUUAGAAAAGCAAGUUAGAAGAGAAAAAUGGGAAAAGCUCGUUUGUCUUUUUUAUCAACAUUUUUUUUCUUUUUUCAUUUGGCGCAAUUGCAUUCGACAGAUUCAUAACGUGGGUUUAUGGGGGUGUAUUGAAACUGAAAUUUUAAAAUACUUUGUAUUUAUUUUAAAAAUUUAUGUUAUUUAACUGAUGAUUUUUAAA
Molecule: messenger RNA, 2112 nt
Organism: Thlaspi arvense
Lineage: Eukaryota; Viridiplantae; Streptophyta; Magnoliopsida; Brassicales; Brassicaceae
Source: the annotation of a GenBank genome assembly